UAUAUAUUUUAGAUUGGUUCGUCCUGCUUGUGGCGCCAUUUUCCUUCAACUCGCUUCGUAACAAACUCUCUCAGAUCUCUCAUUCAUGGCGGAUUCUGAUAGCUUCACAGUUAAGGACUCUCUGCUUUCCAAGCUUACCUCCAAGCCGGAGAAUCAGGUUUGUUUCGAUUGUAAUGCUAAGAACCCUACAUGGACGUCGGUUACGUACGGUGUGUUCGUCUGCACCGCUUGUUCUGCUCACCACCACAAUUUCCGAUCUCAGAUCUGCUUCUACAGGUGUACAAACAGGGAUCCAUGGAGCGAUGAGCAGCUGAAGAGGAUGAGUUUGGGUGGAAACAAACGUGCAAAAGAUUUCUUCAAGGAAAAUGGAUGGGUUAAUAAUGAUGAAGGAGAUUUUGAAGAGAAAUACUCAUCAAAAGCUGCUAAAUUGUACAAGAACUUGCUGUCUGAAGAAGUAGCCAAAUCCAAGGACAAGGAUUUGUUUGAUGUUGAUGUUGGUAAACUCUCCUCUGCCUUUGCCUCUCUAAAGACUAAAUCUGAAGCCAAUUAUGAACUAGUUCCAAAUGGAAAGAAUGAUGAAACUCAUGACACUUCAACUAAUGGAGUGCACAAGCUUUCUGCAAAGACAAAUGGUACUGAUAUUUAUGAAGAUCAACCUCAAGAAUCAGUAGUUAAUUCAACCGAGAAUGGAAAUCAGAAAACUAAAGUUGGAACUGAAAUCACCGAAGAAGAAGAUAUUGGUUUGGUGGGAGACAAGACAAACAAAAUGGAUGGGAUUAUUAACUUUGCUCUGAAAAAAAAGGUAUUUGAAUAUGGGAACAAGGAAAGGACCAAUGCACAGUACAUGAACGCACUUGAAUUAUUGCACAAGUAUCGUGAAUCGUAUGUGAUUCGUAGUUCAGACAUGUUCGGGGGAAAUGAUGUUGUUACGUUUAGGGACAUGAAUCAUUUCAUGGAAGUAUUGCAUGCCCAGGCGUUGGAGGACAUAAAAGGUCUGGUUUCGGGUGCAUUUGGGGCGAAAAAACUAUUGCGAAGAAUGAUAUAUGAUAUUAUUAUGUCGAAUGCACUUAUGGGCAGGUUCUUCUCUUUUAAAAUGUGAUGCAUUUAAAUGCAAUUCAAUUGUAUUACAUAUGUAUGUGCAAUCAAUUAAUGACCAAACUAUAUAAUGUUUGCUAAUAUGCUAUAUAUAUUGUUGAAUUGUACUUGGAAUAAAUCGGUAAUAGUUUGGUAGUUAUAUUCUAUAUUAAUGACAUUAAAUAUCAAAUUGUAGUUUA
Molecule: messenger RNA, 1274 nt
Organism: Impatiens glandulifera
Lineage: Eukaryota; Viridiplantae; Streptophyta; Magnoliopsida; Ericales; Balsaminaceae
Product: ADP-ribosylation factor GTPase-activating protein AGD10-like
Exons: 7
Coding region: 86-1099 (337 amino acids)
Biological process (GO): COPI coating of Golgi vesicle
Molecular function (GO): GTPase activator activity
Source: RefSeq, a predicted model, not a curated record